GUCCUGCUUGCAUCGCUGGUAUCCGCAUCCCCCAGCCCAUCCCAGCCCCGCUCCGGCUCCCCACCCUCCCACGCACCAAGCCCGACAGCCAAGGCGCCCGUCGCAUCAGCCCACAGAUCUAUCCCUGCCACCGCACCUGCAUCGAUUCGCCAUGGACAUUGACAAAAAGCCCGCCGACAACAUGACCAGCAAGGACUACUACUUUGACUCGUAUGCCCACUUUGGCAUCCAUGAGGAGAUGCUCAAGGAUGAGGUCCGCACCAUCAGCUACCGCAACUCGAUCUACCAGAACCCACACCUCUUCAAGGACAAGGUCGUGCUCGACGUCGGCUGCGGCACCAGCAUCCUGUGCAUGUUCGCUGCCAAGGCCGGCGCCAAGCACGUCAUUGGCGUCGACAUGUCCAACAUCAUCGACCAGGCCAGGAUCAUCGUCAAGGAGAACGGCCUCGAGGACAAGAUCACCCUGAUCAAGGGCAAGAUGGAGGAGGUUGUUCUGCCCUUUGACAAGGUCGACAUCAUCAUUUCGGAGUGGAUGGGCUAUGCUCUGCUCUACGAGACCAUGCUCAACACGGUCCUGUAUGCUCGCGACAAGUAUCUCGCUCCCGGCGGCCUCAUCUUCCCCGACAAGGCCACCAUGUACCUCUCAGCCAUCGAGGACGGCGACUACAAGGAGGAGAAGAUUGAGUUCUGGAACAAUGUCUACGGCUUCAACAUGUCGCACAUCCGCAACCUGGCCCUCAAGGAGCCCCUCGUCGACACCGUCGAUGCCAAGGCCGUGUCCACAACUGCCUUCCCCUUCAAGCACAUUGACCUCUACACCGUCAAGAUCGAGGAUCUCACCUUUGAUGCGCCCUUCAAGAUCACCGCCCAGCGGGACGACUACAUUCACGCCUUUAUCUGCUACUUUGACAUUGAGUUCAGCGCCUGCCACAAGCCCAUCAAGUUUUCCACGGGUCCCCACGCCAAGUACACCCACUGGAAGCAGACCGUCUUUUAUCUCCAAGACGCUCUGACUGUCAAGAAGGGCGAGAUCGUCACUGGUUCGUUUUCGCUCAAGCCCAACGUCAAGAAUGAGCGGGAUCUCGAUAUCAUCCUCCGCUACCAGUUCAAGGGACAGUACGGAAGCAUCGACACUGUCCACGAAUACAAGAUGUGCUGAGCGACUCGGCUCGCUCUUGGACCUGGAUGAAGAGGGCUAGGGGCGGACUAGCGAGUGAGCGGGGCGACGGGAAUGACUGACGUUGGGAGGGGGGACACGGAGGGUGCUGCUUCUCUCAUGGGGGUUUAUGCGAGCCGAAAGUGAGACACGAUGGGAAGCAGCAAAGUGAAUGAAUGCAGCCAUCCCGAGGCUAGUGUUGUUCCCUUGUUUGUUUGUUUGUUUUUUGUUCUACGGGCAGCCUCGGUAACCGCCUUGGGUUGCGCGGGAUUGGAUGCCGCAUUUGCCCGAUCUCCUCGUUUCGUCACAAUACACGCAUAGAUAUCAUUUGCUGUGGUCACCAGAUGUGAGGUUGGGAGAUGACACUUGCAAAUUACAGGC
Polychytrium aggregatum is the source of this 1537-nucleotide messenger RNA. RefSeq names its product S-adenosyl-L-methionine-dependent methyltransferase. Gene Ontology annotation, cellular component: nucleus. Gene Ontology annotation, biological process: peptidyl-arginine methylation. Gene Ontology annotation, molecular function: protein-arginine N-methyltransferase activity. NCBI's taxonomy places the organism in Eukaryota, Fungi, Chytridiomycota, Chytridiomycetes, Polychytriales. The coding region runs from base 152 to 1159 and encodes 335 amino acids. The record is from RefSeq and is a predicted model, not a curated record. The transcript has 3 exons.